Molecule: messenger RNA, 1227 nt
Organism: Amoebophrya sp. A120
Lineage: Eukaryota; Dinophyceae; Syndiniales; Amoebophryaceae
Source: the annotation of a GenBank genome assembly
AUGUCGAGUAUUGUCCCGAAACACGACCGACUCCUCCCUCGGAGCCCUCCCCGGGCCCUGCGGAGCAGAAGUUGUUGGUCCCUCAGUUGCCAGCACGCGAAAAAAUUUUUAGUCUUCUGGCUUACGGUUUCGGGUUUUGAUUAUUUCGGAAGGAUGACCACGAGGACCAACAUACUCAUGGCUAACAGCAGCGGGGGAAAUAAAGGGCAUCUUGUCGCGGUGUCUGCAUUUUCAUCUCCGUCCGUGAGGAGGAAAGUGCACGAAGAUGAUAAGGAAGAGAAUGAUGUUGAUCAUCAUCUCCACCUCCUGGGUCACCGAAAUGAAACACGCCUUGAUGUUCGAGGAAGACUUGGUGGUUCGGGGGUGGGUGGUGAGAACAUGACGAGCCCAGGAACCCUCCUCCAGAUGCAGGAGGCGUCUUCCACACUGGUGCAAACGUCGGAGCAGGGGUGCCAAGUAAAGAGCCCCUGUGAGUUGGCGGAGCUUGAUAUGUCGCGCCAGUGGGGUUUCAACGGUAAAGAAUCCGCGAAGAUCAACGACGACGAAGCAAGAGAAAGCUUUUUCAAAAGCCAAAAAAUGAAGCUUCGAAAGCCACUGUACCAGUUGAUCGGACCCGGACCCGAAGAAGCUUCUAGCAUCGACACUCAGUUAGAACAUAUGGGAGAACGCGUACGAGAUGCGCCCCUCUACUUCUACUUUUUCGCUCGGGAAAUACGUGCGGCAUACUGGGUUAUGACCGGAACAUUUGUCGACAGAUACCUGCCGUACCAAUUCUUGUUCCACACUGCCACGAAGACGAUGUUUCCUAUUCUUCACUUUUCCCUCACGGGCCAGCGCCCUUCCCAGCAGCAGGCUAUUGCUUCUGUCGACCGCGAUCUGCAAUACCCCCAGUUAAACGGGCGCACGGGAACACUUUACUCCGUCGCAAGUGACAUGGAGCACGGUUUCGCAUUUGCGAGGGACGUUGAAGCGCAAAGCAACUUUUUUGUCUAUUAUACUCGAGAACCUACAACUGGUACGCAAGGAAAAGGUCAAGGACAGGAAGCUAAUCGGGGAAGAACGCUUGCUCUCGACAUUGCGUUCUGGAACAUGGUAUCCGAGGCAGACAAAGACAUAUUUCCAAAAAUUCAUCGAUGGACCCAAGAACUUACCCUGAAGAAAAAUGCACCCACACAGUUGUCAAUUUGGGAACUCUGCAACACACGAGAGAGAAGAAGAGGAGGAUGA